Molecule: messenger RNA, 369 nt
Organism: Funneliformis caledonium
Lineage: Eukaryota; Fungi; Glomeromycota; Glomeromycetes; Glomerales; Glomeraceae
Source: the annotation of a GenBank genome assembly
AUGUGGCCAGUAGUCAUGAUGAAGAAGAAAGAUUUAAUUUCACGUAAGUGUCAAAUACAAAAAGAAAGGAAGAAACAUAUCUCUAAUACAUUUGUCAGAUGGACAGAACUACUUAGAUUACCUUAUUUCAAUCCAAUUCAGUAUUGUGUUAUUAAUCCUAUGCAUAACCUGUUCUUGGAAAUCGCCAAUUGGAUUAUAAAAAAGUUGUGGAUCAAUGGUGGAAAAAUAUCCAAUGAUGAUCUUGAAUUAAUGGAAAAACGUUUUAAAGCAAUUAAAAUUCUAGCUGAUUUAGGACAGAUUCCUAAUAAAAUUGCUACAGGUGAAGGCUUUUCUGGAUUCACUGCUGAUCAAUGGAAAUCAUUCAUCUUA